AUGCGCUGCCCCGAUACGGCGCCCAUGCUCCGCCACCACUUCUGCUUCUUCCACAUCGACGCACCGGGCCACCAGGACGGCGCGCGGCAUCUGCGAGGAUCCGCGUCUCACGGCACAGCGCAGGACAUGGCGGAUCAAGUUGCAGACGUCAUCAACGCGCUCGGGUUGAUGGACGUGACGUGCAUGGGCGUGACAGCGGGCGCGUACAUCCUCACGCUGCUCGCGCUGCGCCAUCCGUGUCUCGUGCGCUCGCUCAUCCUCAUCUCGCCGCUCUGCCGCCCCCCAUCCUGGGCCGAGUGGGGCGCGUCCAAGGUGCUAGUGUCGUCGCUGUCCCUGGUCGGCGCUGCUUCCGCCAUUGCCUCCGCGGCCCUCAUGCAGCGAUACGUCCCUCUCGCCCAGCGCGCCAAGCCCAAUCAACGGCCGUCCACCCCACAGCUCUCAGCCAUUCAAGAGGGCAUGCGGGGCAUGGCAGCAGACGGCAUGGUGCAAUACAUUCGAAUCAUGGACCAGCGCAAGGACCUGACGAUGCAGCUGGCGGGCAUGCGGUGUCCGUGCCUGGUGGUGGUGGGCGAGAUGUCGCCCUUCAGAGAUGACGCCCUGCACCUGCACGCCCACCUGCCCCGCCGCCUCGCUGCCUGGUUCCAGGUGCCAGCGAGUGGGACAGUGGCAACAAGGGACU
This is a messenger RNA of Closterium sp. Naga37s-1, 679 nucleotides long. Lineage: Eukaryota; Viridiplantae; Streptophyta; Zygnematophyceae; Desmidiales; Closteriaceae. The record is from the annotation of a GenBank genome assembly.